AUGCUUCGCGGUCAAAGGUUAGCAUGGAGGACUGCUCUCCGAAACAGUCCCAGUCAUAUAUGUAGGGAUUGCAGGCGACAGCUGCUCCAGAGAAGUGGUUUGACCUUUCCCAUCGACGCUCGACAACCUAAAUCCAUCACAUCAAUUGCGACUCGACAAGGAUUACAAAUACGUCAAUUCUCUUCCCAUCCAGUCCGCCGGAAAGACAAACCGCCUGAAGAUGACUCCUCACCUCGAUCAGAGGGAUCGGAUGCGAAGGCAAAGAAAGUCGAGAACGAGUUAGACGAAGCACCUCGAACCGAAGAAGUGGCCGAAUCCAAAAAUCCCCCUUCCGAACACCAGCCUAUACCCCAAUCAUCGAGCGACGGCAAAACUACCGCAGCGGGAAAUGGAGGCGACUCAUCACCUGGAUCUGCACAAAGCUCAGGAGGAGGCGGCGAGAGCACCAGGCGUGGUCGACGAAGUACACAAAUUUCCAAACCCACCGUUCCAGAAACAUAUCCACAAGUCAUGGCCAUCCCCAUUGCCAAACGCCCUCUUUUCCCAGGGUUUUACAAGGCGAUAACGAUCCGGGAUCCCAACGUGGUAGCGGCAAUAACUGAAAUGAUGAAAAGAGGCCAGCCGUAUGUCGGCGCGUUUUUGUUCAAGGAUGAAGCUGCGGAUAAAGAUAUCAUCGAGAAAAUGGACGAUGUCCACGAAGUCGGAGUGUUUGCACAAAUAACAAGCGCGUUCCCCGUACAUGGUGACGAACACAGCCUGACCGCCGUGCUCUAUCCACAUCGUCGAAUUAAAAUGUCCGCUCUGGUGCCUCCAUCGACUCCUGGAGAACAGGGCCCAUCGGUUGUGGAAGUGCAGCCUACCAAAGAGGCCAAAUCAAAGUCUGAUGGUACCGCGGAGAACAAGGGCGAUGUGGUUGCCAGUUUCGAGGAACAGAACAAAGACCAGCCUGCCCAGUUAAGUGUGUAUGAGCCCACUGCAUUCCUUCGCAGAUUUCCGGUCUCGUUGGUCAAUGUGGAGAACUUGGCAGAAGUUGCUCAUGACAAAAAGAGUGAUGUGAUCAAGGCUUUGACUUCGGAGAUCGUCAACGUGUUCAAAGAGGUGGCAAGUCUCAACCAGCUCUUCAGAGAUCAGAUUUCUGAUUUCAGCGUGUCUCAAUCCGCUGGAAAUGUCAUUGAGGAGCCGGCGAAACUCGCAGACUUUGCUGCAGCCGUUUCGGCCGGUGAAAUUGAUGAAUUGCAAGAUAUUCUCCAGACGAUGAACAUUGAAGAGAGAUUGCACAAGGCUCUCGUCGUCCUCAAGAAGGAAUUGAUGAAUGCCAAACUUCAAUCUAAGAUCUCCAAAGAUGUUGAAAGCAAGAUUCAAAAACGACAGAGAGAAUACUGGCUCAUGGAACAAAUGAAAGGUAUCCGUCGAGAAUUGGGCAUUGAAUCUGACGGCAAGGACAAGCUGGUGGAGAAGUUCCGAGAAAAGGCUCAAAAGCUGGCGAUGCCUGAAGCCGUCAAGAAAGUAUUUGAAGAGGAGCUCAACAAGUUGGCACAUCUUGAACCCGCUGCGUCCGAGUUUAAUGUAACGCGGAAUUAUCUGGAUUGGAUCACGCAGAUCCCGUGGGGUCGACGAAGUGCCGAGAACUUUGGUAUCAAGAACGCCAUGACGGUACUGGACGAAGAUCACUAUGGCUUGAAAGAUGUCAAGGAUCGAAUCCUCGAAUUCAUUGCCGUCGGUAAGCUUCGUGGGACGGUGGAGGGCAAGAUCUUGUGUUUUGUCGGUCCUCCAGGUGUGGGAAAGACCUCGAUUGGUAAAUCAAUUGCUCGAGCAUUGAACCGACAAUACUACCGCUUCAGUGUCGGUGGUCUGACCGACGUUGCUGAGAUUAAAGGUCAUCGUCGAACUUAUGUCGGCGCCCUCCCCGGCAGAAUCAUCCAAGCCCUGAAGAAAUGCCAGACAGAAAACCCUCUAAUUCUCAUUGAUGAAGUCGAUAAGAUUGGCCGGGGACAUCAAGGAGACCCAGCAUCUGCUCUUCUCGAACUACUCGAUCCAGAGCAAAAUUCGAGCUUCUUGGACCACUACAUGGAUGUCCCUGUCGACCUUUCCAAAGUCCUCUUCGUCUGUACAGCAAACAUGACCGACACCAUCCCCCGUCCUCUGCUUGACCGUAUGGAGAUGAUUGAACUGAGUGGUUACGUCGCCGACGAGAAGAAAGCCAUUGCAGACCGCUACCUGGCGCCCCAGGCGAAAGAACUUUCGGGUCUAAAAGAUGUGGACGUCAAGCUGGACGAGUCAGCUAUCGAGGAGCUGAUCAACAAAUAUUGCCGGGAAUCUGGUGUCCGGAAUCUCAAAAAGCAGAUCGAAAAGGUUUACCGCAAAUCAGCAUUGAAAAUCAUCCAAGAUCUGGGUGAAGAAGCCCUUCCCGAGGCUGAAGCACUGACCGAAGAAGGCAAAGCGGCAAUGGAAGAGAGCGAGAGAGACGAGUCGGACGUCAAAGACACUCCGGAGUCCAUUGAGAAAGAAACAACCGAGAAUCCACGCAUUGCUCUUAAAGUCCCUGAUUCCGUCCACAUCACGAUAUCGAAAGACAGUCUCAAAGAUUAUGUCGGCCCACCGAUCUUCACAUCCGACCGUCUUUACGAGACCACACCGCCUGGAGUUGCAAUGGGACUCGCCUGGACAAGCAUGGGCGGAGCGGCACUUUACGUUGAGUCCAUUCUGGAGUCAGCUCUGUCUCCUUCUAGCAGGCCUAGCCUGGAGCGUACUGGGAACUUGCAACCUGUAAUGAAAGAAUCUACGUCGAUCGCCUACUCGUUCGCCAAACAUGUCAUGGCCACCCGAUUUCCGGAAAACCGCUUCUUCGACCACGCGAGAAUCCAUCUGCACUGCCCGGAAGGCGCCGUCCAAAAAGAUGGGCCGUCCGCGGGCAUCACGAUGGCCACGUCUCUGCUAAGUCUGGCCAUGGGAAAGCAGGUCGACCCGGCCCUUGCCAUGACGGGUGAACUGACUGUCACUGGAAAGGUGCUGAGGAUCGGCGGGUUGAGAGAAAAGACUGUCGCAGCCAGACGGGCAGGGUGUUCGAAUAUUCUGUUCCCAAGGGAUAACUGGGGAGAUUGGUGCGAAUUGCCUGACAAUAUCAAAGAAGGCAUCCAAGGCCAUGCCGUUGACUGGUACAGCGACGUCUUUGACAUCGUAUUCCCCGACGUAGAUCCUGAUGAGGUGAAUCCUCUCUGGAAAGACGCGCUCAAGAAAUCGGAUGAGAAAAAGAAUGACGAUGACGAUGAUUGA
Molecule: messenger RNA, 3273 nt
Organism: Rhinocladiella mackenziei CBS 650.93
Lineage: Eukaryota; Fungi; Ascomycota; Eurotiomycetes; Chaetothyriales; Herpotrichiellaceae
Product: ATP-dependent protease La
Exons: 2
Coding region: 1-3273 (1090 amino acids)
Biological process (GO): protein catabolic process; mitochondrion organization; chaperone-mediated protein complex assembly
Cellular component (GO): mitochondrial matrix
Molecular function (GO): ATP binding; ATP hydrolysis activity; single-stranded DNA binding
Source: RefSeq, a predicted model, not a curated record